AUGGAUACUAAAAAGAAGAUUCGAAGGAGUCGGAAUGGUUGUCAUAACUGUAAGAGGUUAAAGAUUAAAUGUGAUGAAAAUAAGCCUAGUUGCUCAUAUUGUUUAAAGACCAAGACCGAUUGUGAUUAUUCUAUAAAAUUAACUUGGGGUGGUAGACCAUAUAAGGAUGCGUCUAAACGAAAGAAAGAUCCUUAUUCAACGCCUAUAACAUUUAAUAAUGAGUCAACCAAUAUGCCUGAUAUUUCUGAUGGAAUUGAAAGUUUAUCCAAUGCUUUAGAAAAGAUCACUAAUGGUGGACAACAUUUCCAUCUUCAAAAUUCAGGAAUAUUUAAUAACUUUGUAUUAUCAAAUAUCGAUGUAGAAAAUCGAGAAAAUAUUCCAUCUCCCAUGAAAAAGAGUACUACACCAAUGCAGACCUUAGUUGAUCCUAAUAAUAAUGAAUUAGAUGAAGAUAUUUUAAGUAAUUAUUCUGAAGAUAUAAGAAGAAUUGAAGCUUAUUUACCUCGUCAACUGCCCAACUUUUUGGGAGAUCAACGUAUAAUAACUCCUGAAGAACUUUUUUCAACCAUACCUCCACUGAUUACUCCAUUACCAGAAAUCUUAUUACAAGUUCCAUUUUAUAGGAAUUUAAUGCAUUUUUGGGUUAAUGUAGCGGCAGAUCAUUUAGUUCCUGCUCCUGCUCAUGUAUAUACAGAUAAUCCAUUUAAAAUUCUUUUACCACAAAUGGCUAUGGAAUAUCCAUCAAUUUUAACUACCUUAUUAGCCUUUUCAGCUAAAUUAAGAUCAAAUUUGAUUAGUUCAAAUGAUACCCCUGCCAUUGUAACUGAUCAAUUAUUAGCACGAUCAUGUAAUGAACUUUUAAGAUUAUUAAAGGAUAAACAUAGUGCUACAGCUGAUUCAACAUUAGCAACUGUAUUACUUCUUUCAUGUUAUGAAGUAUUUCAUUCUAAAGAUUUUGAUAGACAUAGAGCACAUACGAUUGGGGCCAGACAAAUCAUUAUGGCAAGAAGAAGAAGUUUAGAAAAGAAUUCUAAUGAUGAUUCAUCUCAUUCUUCAAAUACAGGAACAGAAAGUGAUAUAACAUUCUUUUUAAUGAGAUGGUUUGUUUAUGUUGAUGUUAUAGGAGCGUUAUCUGCCACGCGGAAUUCUCAUAAUUAUUUAUCAAUUAAAGAUGAUAUUAAUGCUUAUGCUCCUGCCGAAUCAGUGGCUACUAUUAAUGAAAUAGAAAGAUUAGAACAAAGUGUAGUUAAUCCUAAACGAGAUAUUGAUCAUUUACUUGGAUUUGAUGUUAAAUUUUUACCACAUUUUACUGAAAUAGCCCUUUUAAUAAGAAAGACUAAUAAUUUUCUUGAAUUAAAUGGAGGAGAUAGUUCUACAUUACCAGUAGAAAUUAUUACUAAAGCACUUGAAUGUAAAGAAAAAUUAAUGAAAGCAUAUGAAGAAGGAGAACGAAGAAGACAAAAGAAGCUCGAUAAGAUUAUGGAUUAUAAGAUUCAAAAGAAGAAGAAACAAACCAAUAGUAAUUCACCACCAAAUUUAACUAAUUUAAUAGAACAGGAUAAUAUUUUACGAUGUACUAAUAAGAGUUUUUGUGAUAUGGGAAUACUUAAUUUAUAUAGACGAGUAUUAAAGAUUCCUCGAGAUUCUCCAUUAGUUCAACAACUUGCUAAUGGGAUUGGUAAUACCGCUAAAGAUAAUUUUGCUUCUAAAUCACCAGCUGAUGUAUGUACAAUAUUUUGUUCAUUUUCAGCUGGCUGCGAAACUCUUGAUGAAGAUAUGAGACAAUUCUUUCAUGAUAGAUUUACUAAAUUGAUAGAGAUGGGCAAUGUCAAUGCCCUUAAGGGACUACAAAUUAUGACUCGAUGUUGGCAAACCGGUGAAGAUUGGAUAGUUGCCUCUAAAAUAUUAGAUAUAGACAUAGCGUUAUUAUAAUAUACAAGAAGUUGGUACUCACUUAGUACUCAGUACUCAGUACUCAGUAACUCACUCAGUAACUUUCUCAGUAUUCAGCU
Messenger RNA from Scheffersomyces amazonensis, 2012 nucleotides. It is a transcript of the gene ZCF32, whose product is annotated as Zcf32p. Gene Ontology annotation, biological process: positive regulation of transcription by RNA polymerase II. Gene Ontology annotation, cellular component: nucleus. The transcript is spliced from 3 exons. The coding region runs from base 1 to 1932 and encodes 643 amino acids. NCBI's taxonomy places the organism in Eukaryota, Fungi, Ascomycota, Pichiomycetes, Serinales, Debaryomycetaceae. Gene Ontology annotation, molecular function: zinc ion binding; transcription cis-regulatory region binding; DNA-binding transcription factor activity, RNA polymerase II-specific. The record is from RefSeq and is a predicted model, not a curated record.